Cylindrotheca closterium is the source of this 543-nucleotide messenger RNA. The record is from the annotation of a GenBank genome assembly. Lineage: Eukaryota; Bacillariophyta; Bacillariophyceae; Bacillariales; Bacillariaceae.
AUGUCUUGGUGGGAACGACGGAACUCCGAGGUGGACGACAUUGCCCAGGGCUACGCCGACGAGCUGAUCGCCACCGAUGACACAAUCGCCACCAACCCCAAGUUCUUCUCUGAACCCUCAAGUUCUGUAAACGAUGGGGUCUCGACUCCGAGAACUGAUGCCCCUUGUGCAGACUGGAGGAAGACCACCUACACGUCCCCCGCUGCCCUUCCGACUGGGCCAAGACCCAGUGACAACUCCUACUCCAAGAACUCCAAGAAUGGUUCCAGUCCACCGCCACUGCUACACCCAUCGCCCACUUCCUUGGGGCCCUUCUUCGCACCCUCCGCACCCCUAGCAACCAGCCUCAAACAGAGACUCCGUGGUACCGCCUCCACGGUAUGUCUUCUUCCGCCCUCACCCAAGUCUGCGAGGCCCAACUCCGCCUUGGCCCCCAAUGCCUCCUCAAAGGCCUUCUCGUCCACGGCUGGGCCGACCUCCAGCAACAAUUCUACCGCUCUCGCGGUAGUCGCCGAUCCGGUAACCGCUGGGCUGCCAAUCUAA